Molecule: messenger RNA, 465 nt
Organism: Entamoeba dispar SAW760
Lineage: Eukaryota; Evosea; Mastigamoebida; Endamoebidae
Product: nascent polypeptide associated complex alpha subunit, putative
Exons: 1
Coding region: 1-465 (154 amino acids)
Biological process (GO): protein targeting to membrane
Cellular component (GO): nascent polypeptide-associated complex; cytoplasm
Source: RefSeq, a predicted model, not a curated record
AUGUCAAAAGGUGAAAAGAAAGCAAGAAAAGCUCUUGAAAAAGUCGGACUUGUUGAAGUUCAUGAUGUUAUUGAAUUCUCACUUAAGAGAAUGGGAACUAAAUUUGUUAUUCAUGAUCCAGCUGUCUAUAAACUCCCAUCAAGUGAACAUUAUGUCAUUUAUGGUGAACCAAAGAAUGAAUUCAUGGAUGCUAAAACUAGACAACUCCUUGAACAACUCCAAGCUAACAUGAAAGAACAACAAGCCAAUAAUGAAGAAAGAAGAAAGAAGAACCAGCCGCUGAAACUGAGGCACCAGCUGCUACUGAAGCUGUUGAAGAUAAUGGAUAUGUUCCAGCUGAAGAAGAUGUUAAAGUUCUUAUGGCACAAGCUAAUACCACACACGAAAAAGCAUACGCUGCUCUUAAGAAAACUAAAGGUGAUCUUGUUACUGCCUUCUUUGAAUUCCAAUAAUCGAAAUUUUUGA